Messenger RNA from Molossus molossus (Pallas's mastiff bat), 510 nucleotides. It is a transcript of the gene IL21, whose product is annotated as interleukin 21. Gene Ontology annotation, molecular function: cytokine receptor binding. The record is from RefSeq and is a predicted model, not a curated record. NCBI's taxonomy places the organism in Eukaryota, Metazoa, Chordata, Mammalia, Chiroptera, Molossidae. Gene Ontology annotation, biological process: positive regulation of natural killer cell mediated cytotoxicity; immune response. Bases 4 to 453 code for a protein of 149 amino acids. The transcript is spliced from 5 exons. Gene Ontology annotation, cellular component: extracellular region.
AACAUGCAGGCGCUAGUCAUCUGCCUGCUGCUCGUCUUCUCGGGAACCGUGGCCCCCAGAUCCAGCCUCCCUCAGCAGGAUCGCCUCUUGAUUCGAUUGCGCCAACUUAUUGAUGUUGUUGAGCAGCUGGGCAAUUUUGUGAAUGACUUGGACCCAGAACUUCUGCCCGCUCCGGAAAACGUCAAGAGACACUGCGAGCAGUCGGCCUUCUCGUGUUUCCAGAAGGCCCAGCUGAAGCUGGCGGACGCAGGAGACAACCAGAAGACACUGGCCGUGCUAACGAGGCAGCUGACCAGGAAGCUCCCCGCCACCGAAGCAGGGAGGACGCCGAAGCAGAGUCUAACGUGCCCUUCAUGUGAUUCUUACAAGAAAAAACCACCCAAGGAAUUCCUAGAAAGACUGAGAUCACUCAUCCAAAAGAUGAUCCAUCAGCGCCUGUCCCAGAGCAGGUGAAGCAGGUGGGCUCCUGAGGACUCGCUGCAGCUGGACACUAUGUGACGUACUGUGACG